Hyla sarda is the source of this 11363-nucleotide messenger RNA. RefSeq names its product TBC1 domain family member 4 (gene TBC1D4). The transcript is spliced from 20 exons. NCBI's taxonomy places the organism in Eukaryota, Metazoa, Chordata, Amphibia, Anura, Hylidae. The record is from RefSeq and is a predicted model, not a curated record. Bases 357 to 4184 code for a protein of 1275 amino acids.
CCUGGGGUUUCCCUCUUGGAGAAUGGGAUCCCUGUGAGGCAGGCUGCGGGUCUCCGAUUACAGGCGCGGCCUGCUGUCAGUCCCAGUAUGCGGCAGGCUAUUGGUGGGGUGUGCGGGGCAGGGGGAUGGCGGGAGGAGGGGAGAAGCCGCUCUGCAGGAUCUGUCAUGACGAGGAGGGAGGGGAGAAGGAAGCUCGGAGCAGGCGGAGGACGGUGUGAGAGCAGAUUGUGGAGACACUGCAGCCAUGUGCCUUGUGCAGCCCCCAUCACCGCCCCAUAGUCUGUCCAUGUAGCCGGGAGCCCCCCCUGCCCCAGGAUCACCGGUCUCUUCCGUCUAUAGUGUCUUCUGGAGGAGCCAUGGAGAGGAGAAGUUCUGCAGAUCAAUGUCACCCUCUGCUGGAGGAGGCACCACAGCCUGACAGUGCUGCCAAGGGGGACAAGAGGUUCCGCUUGUGGUAUGUGGGGUGGUCAUCCCUAGACCGAAGGACAAGUCUACCUAUGCUGCCAUGGCUAGUGGCAGAGAUCCGCAGGCGGGCAGAGAGGCAGGAGCCCCCCGGCUGUGUGGCACCAUGUCGGGAGGUCCAGCUCCUCUUGGUUGCCCCGCACCUUCGCUGUGUGCCAGCCUUGAAUGGAGCCAGUGGCAACACAGCGGUCUUCAUCUUUGAGCACAAGGCACAGCACAUCGCCCGCUUCAUCCAUAACAGCCAGGACCCCUCAUACUUCGCCUACUUGAUAAAGACCCAGCCUGACAACCCGGAGUCUGAGAUGGCCUGCCAUGUCUUCAAGGCUGCUGACCCCAGUCAGGUUUCCACGGUCAUCAGUAGCAUUCGACAGGUUUCCAAAGUUGCCCUGAAGGAAGAUUCAAAGCCCAGCAAAGACAGCGAAGAUGCCUUUUAUAACUCCCAGAAGUUUGAGGUUUUAUAUUGUGGGAAGGUGGUUAUUGCUCAUAAAAAUGCUCCUCCAACUAUUAUUGAUGACUGUAUUGAAAAAUUCUGUUUGCAUGAACGUCAGCGUCUGAAACUGCUGAGUGAGCAACGGAGUGUGGACUCCAGCUGUGACCUCUCAUUGGCGGAGAUUGACGUACCAAUUUCUCCAUCCGAUUGUACAUUUCAAGAACUGAACACUGACUCUAAUGCCAAUCCUGCCUCCAGGAACAAUUCAGGGAUAUUUACAGUAGGUAGCCAGAGCAAUCUUGCUGGUAUGCGGGUAUCUUUUCCUGAGAGGAUACUUGAAGACUCAGGCUUUGAGGACCAGCAAGAGUUUAGGUCUAGAUGUAGUAGUGUUACAAUUCAGAAGAAGGCUUAUGAUGGAAAGAUACAGUCAAGAAGAAGACAUGCAAGCGCACCAAGCCAUGUACAACCAUCAGACUCUGAAAAGAACAGAACAAUGCUCUUUCAGGUUGGAAGGUUUGAAAUUAAUCUUAUAAGUCCGGAUACCAAAUCUGUAGUACUGGAAAAGAACUUCAAAGAUAUAUCCUCAUGUUCUCAGGGCAUUAAACACAUUGACCACUUUGGUUUUGUCUGCCGUGAAAGUGUGGAGCCUGGUAUAAACCAGUAUGUUUGCUACGUCUUCCAAUGUGCCACAGAAGCUUUGGUGGAUGAAGUCAUGCUGACCUUAAAGCAAGCUUUUAGCACUGCUGCUGCUCUCCAGAAUUCCAAGACGCAGGUCCAGCUUUGUGAGGCCUGUCCUAUGCACGCUCUACACAAACUCUGUGAGCGAAUUGAAGGGCUGUACCCACCAAGAGCCAAGCUGGUAAUACAGCGACAACUGUCUCUGCUCUCUGAUAAUGAACAAGCGGACAUUUUUGAAAAAGUCCAGAAAAUGAAAGCGGCCAGUGACCAAGAGGAGAAUGAGCUUGUAAUACUUCAUUUAAGACAGCUGUGUGAAGCCAAACAGAAAACUCAUAUUCAUAUUGGAGAAAUGCAGACGAGCUUGUCAAGCAGCUCAAUUCCAGAGAACACUGCCCCAAGUGGUCGGUUCAAGCUAGAUAUUUUGAAGAACAAGGCAAAGAAGUCCCUGACCAGCUCUCUGGAAAACAUCUUCUCCAGGGGGGCAAAUCGAAUGAGAGGCCGACUGGGCAGUAUGGACAGCUUUGAUCGCUGCAACAGCUUUGCUUCUGACAAGGACGGCUCACCUGGAGAUUCUCCACCUGCCACACCACCAUCUUCUCCUGUGUCCUCGUCUUGGCAGUCAUUUCCAGAAGAAGAUCCAGACUCUCCCCAGUUUCGCAGACGGGCUCACACUUUUAGCCACCCUACAUCGAGCACCAAGAAAAGGAUAAGCUUUCCUGAUGCAAAGUCACCAAACAGCAAGUCUCCCCUCCAGAGGCAGCACUCCGUAGCCUGUGAUGGGGGGCAGAGCAGCCCUGUUCCCAUUGUCCGACGUGUCCGCACUAAGAGCGAGUCUGCAUCCUCCAGUCUCCCCUCAUCCUUUUCUACCCCUUCUUUCCUGAAAAGUUUUUACCAGGGUUCAGGGAGACGUCCAUCACAGUCUGAAAGUGAUGUUCUUAAGAGUGAAUGCGAAGGAAGAAGGAGGACAUUCUCGUCAUGCAGUAAUGACUCCUUAAAUGCAUCUGGCACUCCUCUCACACCACGCCAAAUCUCGUGGCGCCAGCGGAUUUUCCUCAGGGUAGCUUCACCAAUGGUCAACUCUCCCUCAGAUAUGCAGCAUAAUGAACAUUUAGAUGGAAAUUAUUUGCUGCCAUUGUCUCCCCUUCCGCCAACCAUGGAGGAGGACCCUCUAGCAUCUCUUCUCCAGGAUGACAAUGCUGCUGAAGGUACCGAUGGGAAACGCACUGCUGAAGAUUUCCAAAGGCUGUGGAAGAAGGCAAUACAUCAACAGAUUUUAUUAUUGAGAAUGGAAAAGGAGAACCUAAAACUUGAAGCGAGCAGAGAUGAGCUGCAGUCUAGAAAAAUUAAGCUAGAUUAUGAGGAAGUUGGAACUUGUCAAAAGGAAGUAUCAAAUCUCUGGGAUAAGAAAUUAAACUGCAGAACUAAAAUCCGCUUCGAUAUGGAAGAGAUAUAUGCAACACUAAAAGAAGGUGUCCCAAAAUGUAAACGGGGGGAAAUAUGGCAAUUCCUUUCUGUGCAAUACCGUCUGAGGCACCGACUUCCAAGCCAACAGCAGCCAUCAGAUAUAACCUACUGUGAUCUCCUGAAGCAACUCACAGCUCAACAGCAUGCAAUCCUUGUCGAUCUUGGUAGGACUUUUCCAACUCACCCUUACUUCUCUGCCCAGCUUGGAGCCGGACAGCUUUCUCUGUAUAACCUUCUUAAAGCGUAUUCUUUGCUUGACAAGGAAGUUGGCUAUUGCCAGGGGAUCAGUUUUGUGGCUGGAGUACUUUUACUACAUAUGAGUGAACCUCAAGCCUUUGAGAUGCUAAAAUUUCUUAUGUAUGACCUUGCAUUCCGGAAGCAGUAUCGCCCAGAUAUGAUCUCCCUUCAGAUACAAAUGUACCAACUUUCACGCCUUCUGCAUGACUAUCACAGAGAUCUUUACAACCAUCUGGAAGAGAAUGAGAUCAGCCCAAGCCUUUAUGCUGCUCCCUGGUUCCUGACAUUAUUUGCCUCACAGUUUCCUCUAGGAUUUGUUGCCAGAGUUUUUGAUAUGAUUUUUGUACAAGGAACUGAAGUCAUUUUCAAAGUGGCACUUAGUUUUCUCAGUAAUAAUAAAGAAUGUAUCAUGGCAUGUGACAGUUUUGAGAGUAUAGUGGAUUUUCUGAAGGUCAAUAUUCCUGAUAUGACAAAGGACACUAUGGACAAAAUUAUAAUCCAGGUAUUUGAGAUGGACAUCUCUAAGCAGCUCCAUGCUUAUGAGGUUGAAUAUCAUGUAAUUAAUGAUGAAAUUCUGGAAACAUCGAAUCCAUCUGAUGACACAGAGGCUUUCCAGAAGCUUGAGAAGGCAAACAACCAGCUGAAGAGGCAGAACAUGGAUCUCCUGGAAAAGUUACAGGUAGCCCACACCAAGAUUCAGGGUUUGGAAGCCAAUAUUGAAAACGCUUUAUCCAGAGAAAACAAAAUGAGAAAUGUUAUCCGAUCUUUGGAACAAAAAAAAUCAGCUUAUCAAAAGAUGGUGGAACAAAUGAGGAAAUACGUGCCAGUUCAAGUGCUGACAGACUGUGAACUUUUGCUUAAGGAUGUUAGCUGUAGCCCAAACAACAAAACAAAGGCGGGAAGUAAGCAAUAAAAGACCAAGCUAGUGCUUCUCCAGCAUUCAGCAUAUGCUGUUUCCUCAAAACCAAAAAUGAUGCAUGCUCUGGAGGAGGACUGCGCAUUACAGUGCAUGCUUCAUGGCCUCUUUGAGGGUGUGGGGGCUCUUUCUGGGCACAGUUCCAUUAUGGCUGAAGUAGCCUGUAGACACUGUUAAUAAUAAGGAACAGCUAAACACCAUCUGAAAUAUGAAAGAAAAUGCCUCCAUAAUAUCCGUUCAUAAAAAAUCUAGUGAUAAUAGACGGAAUUGAAGAAAAGGGAAAGUGAUUUCAUAACAUUGUGUUCACAUAAGAGCUGUUACUGGAAAUCGCCACUCAGCGAGAAGCUAUUUUAUAUCACUUGUUGGUAGUGUCCUUGUAGAACACCGAGAUCAGGAGAGUAAUAAUACUUGAAAAUGAAUGUUUCCCAAAGAGCAUCAUAUUCACACUUCUCAUGUGAAGUGUCUCGAAGAACUUACGGAUUUUUCUUUGUGCCUGCCAUUGAUUCUACUGACAUUUGUUACACGUGUAGAGUUUUUAUAAAGCGAUCACUACAUGAUGUUUUGUGAUGGGAUGAUGCCAUAGUUGUACUAUGAACAUUCACAUAUGUUUUUAUUUCAGCUUUAGCAUUGCUACUUAUGAACGAGUACACAAGAUGUGCUGAUUUCUGUGUUAUUGCGGUCUAUCUAGAGCACUGGUUUUCUUAAAGCCCAUGUUUUGAACACCAUUUUUUUUUUUGUUUUCUUUUUGUUCGUUUUUUUUUUUUUUACUGAUCCCUUACAUUCGCAUUUACAGGAGUUAUUCAGGAUAAGAAAAACAUUGCUGCUUUCUUCCAAAAACAGCAUCACACCUGUCUCUUUCCUCAGAUUGUAUGUGGUAUUAAAGGGGUACUCUGUUCCGAAUGCUGGAGCUGGUGCCAGGAGCUCGUGACAUUAUAGCCCCGCCCCCUCAUGAUGUCACGCCCCCUCAGUGCAAGUCUAUGGGAGGGGGCGUGACGCCAUGAGGAGGCAAGGCUAUGACGUCACGCGACGCCGGCUCCAGCAUUCGAAAGUACACCUUUAAACCCCAAUCGCCGUCGUGCCCCCUUCCCAUACACUUUCUUUGAGGGGGCGGGUGUGAGGUCACAAGGGGCGGCCCUGAACACGGCAGCCUGCACACACAUAGUUCGGAACAAUAACUUCCAGAUGCUGGAAAGCAAAGCUCCGACAGCAAGGUAACAGAGUACCCCUUUAAGCAAUUUUUUAAAUAUGUAUGUGAGUGUGCCAAGGUUUUGACAUUAAAUGACUGUAAAUUGUUAUUUUUGGCAUCUUGGGAUGUCAGUGUCUAUCGUGAUCCAGUUGAUGAUAUAUCUGUGGCUGCACUGCACACAAAACUGUGCAUGCAAAGGGAUGUGAUUUUUAUUGUUUCCACACAUUGAAUGCCUUUUAGAUAUGAUAUAUAUAUAUAUAUAUAUAUAUAUAUAUAUGCAUUCACUUCUCAUGCACUGGUCAAUAUACCAUAUGUUAAACUGAAAGUAAUGUCCACAUUUGUUUUCAUUUUUAUCUCUAUAGUAAAAUUCUAGGGAAAUGUGUAAUGUACUUCCUUACACAUUCACCUGUCAUUUUUGUAUAAUCCUUUCGGUCUUCAGGCCACAAUUUCCAAGAAUAGAAACCAAAAAGGGUUUAGGAUGAGUGCAAGAAUGGCAACGUUUAAUAUUUUAGGACAAAUAUAAUAUAAAAACACUAGACCAAAACAAUAAAUUGAUCAGACCUUUUUUUUUUUUUUUUUUUUUUCAUUUUUCAAAUUCUGGAACAUGAUUUACACCAUUUAAGAGACUGGCUUGGCUAAUUAAAUACCCAGUCAUGUUCUAUGGCUUUUUAAAGGUGUCAAUCACUGUAUUGAAGGGAAAGCUACCUUCAAAAAGUGAUGUCAGAGAUCUGCUUUGCAUAUCCUUUUUUUUCCCCAAAAUUCCCAGUGGAGCAUGAAUGGCCUAUUAGUCUCCACAUGUCUUUAUGGCACUCUCCUGAAGGAGAAACAUUACCCCAUUGGUUCAAGGUCUAGGUGCUAAUAUAAUGAAUAAUGGAAUAUGAUUGUAAUAUAUCAUUUUUAUUGAACAAUGAUUAAAGUGUACCUCCAUUGAAUUCAAGUUUUUAAUCUGAAACUAAAAUAUAAGUGCCCUCUGCUGCUGAGAGGCUUCAUUCACUUGCAGGUUGCACAUUCUAUUAAUUUUAAUACUGGGCAGAGAAAUUGGAGAUCUGAAUUGUGGUAACUCUAACCUCCUCCCUACUGAUUUAGGAGUGAGACAGCUAAAGUGAAUAUCUUACCCAGACAUGGAGCCACAAGCUGUCUGUGCAACUGUAGAGAGAACCUGCUAACAAAGUCCUGUGAUUACAGCAGCCUGGGCAAUCUUUUAAGUAGGAACUCUUUCUUGCUCAGUUUCUGCAGCUUAUUCUGGGAACUGGAGGAAUGACAAGUGUAACAAAAACUAAGAGUAUACAGCAACCAGUAAGUGACCAGCAACCAUGCUGCAUCAUUACUGUGGCUGUUUCAAGGCAGAAAAUAACUUCCUGAAUUAGAAGGAAGAAGAGGUCUUAAGUCUUCUAAACGUAUUGUACAAGAGGGUCUAAGUGCGCUGGGAAGUUUUUAUGUUCCACCCGUGGAAUAUAUUACAUAUUUCAUCUACAUAAAUCUGGUAAACCCAUCUCAAUCUUGUGACACACAUUGUGGAUAUAUAUAUAUAUAUAGAUAGAUAGCUAGAUAGAGAUAUAUUCUUAGUUUCUUCUUGGAUAUGGAGGAAUUGAGAAUUUUAUUCUAAAAUCUAGAAGGACCCAAUGUAAGGGGGAAGUAAUUGAUUGGGAAAAUAUAUUUUUUCCCCUUUUAGUGUCAUGCAGAACUUUUUAAAAAGAUCCAGGUUCAACAAUACAAAGUUAUAUAUGUUAAAUGUCAUAUCUACUCACUGUCAUUGUUGCCAACACGUGCAAUUGCUCCUUGUUAUCAUAUACCCACAGCAUCUCUCUACCCAUCUGUCUAUUGAUCUAUUCAUAUAUCUAUUAGUCUAGAAAAACAUCAUGUAGUUCAAUAGGUUCAACUUUUAAAGGGGUACUCUGGUGGAAAACAUUUUUUUUUUUUAAAUCAACUGGUGCGUGAAAGGUAAACAAUUUGUAAAUUACUUUUAUUUAAAAAUCUUAAUCCUUCCAGUACUUAUCAGCUGCUGUAUGCUCCAGAGGAAGUUCUUUUCUUUUUGAAUUUCUUUUAUAUUUGACCACAGUGCUCUCUGCUGACACCUCUGUUCAUGUCAGGAACUAUCCAGAGCAGGAGCAAAUCCCCAUAGCAAUCCUCUCCUACUCUGGACAGUUCCUGACAUGGACAGAGGUGUCAGCAGAGAGCACUGUGGUCAGACUAAAAAGAACAACUUAAUCUCCUGUGGAGUACUGGAAGGAUAACAUUUGUAAAUAGAAGUAAUUUACAAAUUCUUUCUGGCACCAGUUGAAAAAAAAAAUUUCCACCAGAGUACUGCUUUAAAUGAGUCUGUUUAUUUUUAUGAUAAAAUGUGCCUUCAAGGCUGGAAUUAGCAUCACUAGAACUGAAUAAGACAUUUUUGGGCAUCUUGUCUCUAAAACCUUCAGUUUGGGAUUCAAGGAUUCAGCUCUUGUUUUUAUUAUUAUAUUCAGGAUAUCUGGUUAUGUUACCUUUUUUUUAACAUAAUGUUUUGAAAAUGUGUGUGAAAGAAAAGAAGUUACAAUUGAGCCUUUUCCCCAAACCAGAUCAUUUGUUACAUGGCCUUGCGGUAGGGAUCCCUGCACUUGCUUUAUAACAUACACCUUAUUGCUUUUAAACAGUAGGCAAUAUUUUAAGUACUUAUAAAAUAAAUGCACUUGGACAAUAUCUGUCUCCAGAACAGUUUUUGCUGUUUCAGAAAUCUUCGGACAUGACAUAGUGACAGGUCAGAAAUUCUAAAUUGCGGUCCAUGAAUCUGACACCACCUCAGUUUGGCUCUUUUACUGAUAUGGGCAGAACCAAGCAGAGUGCUGUAGGUGUAACAGCGCAGACUGGUUACUGAAUGGCAGAUCUCAGCUUCACCUACAGUGGCUUUUCCUAGGUUGUUACUGUGGCUCUCAGUACUCAUUACAGGAGAGCUGUGGAAUGACAAGCAGUAGUAAGCAAAACUUACAAGUACAUAUCGAUACUGAAAGGUAACAAGAAUGACAUGAUGAAUGAUUGGAGGAUGAUGCAAACGAAUCAUAAUGAUGGCUGUCAGGAAUAAAACUGAAGAUUAAUGUGGACAAAUACAAGGACUGGACUUAACUAACUCUCCUUAAUCUCUCCCUAAACUCUAAGCUAACACAACUAAACACCAAACCUCCCAAUGCAAAUAUCAAUAUAACACAAAAUUGAAUCCAGAAAUGCAGAAGGACCAACACCCCCCCCAGUCUAAGGAAGAUUUUGUUCCGAACGCUUGGAGUGGGGGUCACAACGUCAUGGCCACAGCCCUCGUGACAUCACACUACACCCCCUCAAUGCAAGUCUAUAGGAGGGGGCAUGGCGGCAGCCACACCCCCACCCAUAGAGUUGUAUUGAGGGGGCAUGGCCAUGAUGUCACCCCCACCCAUAGAGUUGCAUUGAGGGGGCAUGGCCAUGAUGUCACCCCCACCCAUAGAGUUGCAUUGAGGGGGCAUGGCCAUGAUGUCACGACCCUCGCACCCAGCGGUCUAAACGAACGCCAGGUGCUGCACAGAGAUCAUGGGGGUCCCAGCUGCAGGACCCCCGCAAUGAGACCUCUUAUCCCCAUUGGAUAGAGGAUAAGAUGUCUAGGGGUGGAGUACCCCUUUAACUAACCAGGACAGGCAGUAGAUGGAUCAGCUGUGAGACCAUUGCAACUGCCUUAAACUAUUAGAAGAAGAGAUUCCUUAACAGUAGGAGGUUUAUGAACUGUAUACUACUCACCCUGCCUCUUGCAUGAGAGCAAGAGGGAAAAAAAACCCUAACAAAGCAAAAAAGCCCCUAUUUUCCAGUUAAUAAUAGAAAUAGUAGCAGCCUGAAUCUACCGAUCAAAGCUUGUGACGUCACAAUGACGUGAAGUUUUCUGAAACAAUAGUUAUACUUACAAGGGGAUGUCCACUGCUGCAAGCAUUCCAAACAGCUGACCGAGUAACAUGGCAUGUGGGGCACUAGUACUACCUUAAAACACCUUUAUUCACCCAGUCCAAAGAGACUGUUUUGAGCUGGCAUGCCUCACCCGCUCUUCCAACAAUGACAGACUGCACAUUUUGCAAUGCUGGGUCCAGGUGAGAGGAGCGGAGAGGCUUGCCAGGACUGGAUAAUUUAAAGGUGAUUUUCUCAAAUAUAAAGGUUGUGUGUGUAUUAUGUUAGUCUGUCAGCUGUUUGGAAUGCCUGCAGCAGCUGAAAUUCCCUUUAAGUAAGGAGAAUUCCCUUUAAGUAAGGAGUGCCUGCAUUAGUUCUGCCCAUAUGUGCUCCACCAACAGAUGCCUUGAUCAGGGAUAUGCCAUGUUUCUCCUUUAGCUCUAAUAGGGGAUCUUACUUAAAGGGGUACUCCACCUCCCAUUGACGUGCAUUGAGGGGGUGUGGCCGUGAUGUCGAGGGGGCGUGGCCGACCCCCCCCCCCAGCACGAAAACAGCGUUCGGAACAUUUCCAAACGCUGGUCAGUGGAGUACCCCUUUUAAAGGGGCUGUCUUAGUGGCAAAUGACUUUAAAAACAUGUUCACAUCAGGUUAUUGUCGCCAGCUGUUGUUGGUUUUCCUCUUAGUAAUGUUAGUUAUCAGCAUAGCUCCCUUAUGCACUAGAGAAACUACUGUAAUAAAAAACUGUACAGUGGGAGUUGUAGUUUUGCAACAUCUGGAGGUCCGCAGGUUGAAGACCACUGGUAUUGAAGGUUAUACUGACGUGUCCCCGCCGCUUCAGACCGUCACCGCUGCCCUGGAUGUCGCCUUCCAUCGCUGUUGCCGCGUCCCCGUGGUGUCCCCGACGCUCCGGCAAGGCCUCUCCUUCCCCGGCAUCCUCGCUCUCAGUCGCCGCCAUCACGUCAUUACGUAUGCCGCUCCUAUUGAAUGACGGGACGGCGUGCGCAGCGACGUGAUGGCGAUGAUGAAGAGCGCCGGCGAUGCAAAGGAUCCCAAAGAGGACGGGACGGAGCGCCGAGGACAGGUAAGUGAUCGUCAGCGGACCACACGGGGCACCGUAAACGGCUAUCUGGUGGCAGCUGAAGCAGUCUGCGCUGCCGGAUAGCCGUUUAUGCGAUGGCCCCGACAUACAAAAGCAUCGUAUGUUGAUGCUGCCUUCAACAUGUGAUGGCCUCUGAGAGGCAAUCGUAUGUUGAAAUUAUAGUAUUUCGGGGCCAUCGUAGGUCGGGGGGUCACUGUAUCAAAAAUAUAAAUUGAAAUGAUGUCAAAAAUUGCAUCAGUGUCUUUUUCACCCCAAAGGUUUUAGCUCUUUUCGACUGCGUGCUCUGUCGGACUGACACAUCCUCUAAUUCCCAAUAUCUGAAUACUACACUCAAUAGGAAAGCAUCUUUACUACAAAAUGACCUCUCUACUGUAUGGCCUGGGUUAUUCAGCGGCUUAUGUUACAUGACGCCCAGUGAAGUCUGUUGUGUUGGUCGUGCACGAUUUCAUAUUGUGGCUGUAUAAGGUGGCAUAUCUCCAUGCAUUCCUUGGCACAAAAAUAAAUCCAAAAUUCACAACUCUUUUAAUAUUGCUGAUGUUAUGUCUCUGAACAAUGUUGUAUUGGGAAAGCUUCUACCAGUGACUGUAAUUUAGGAUAUGUCUGGAAGGAACCUCAGAACCGUCCUGCCCCUGCUGAAUCCUACAUAACAUAUAAACAAUUUUCCACAAGCAACAAAGUGUCCAGAGCGCAGAAGGAACUUCAUCUUUGUCACUGUUCCUUCCUGUAUGAUUCACAUAGGUAUUUUGGCACAAUAAAUAGGGGUUGUUCUUUUUUUGCAGCAAGAUUCAGUGAAGGUAAAAUCACUAUUAUUUUGAUAUAUAAUCUGGGUAAAGAUCCCCCUGUCAGCCCUUGUGCAUUCUUUUACUAUUAAUAUGAUGUCAAUGUGCAAACAUGUGCCAAGCCUGAAUAUGUUCUCCAUCCUGAUUGAUAUUGCUACGUGUCUGCUCCCUAUGCAAUGAUUCACUGAAAGCACCAGUCUCUCUUCUCCACAAAAAAAUGAAUAAAAUGUCUGUUUAAA